Schistocerca piceifrons (Central American locust) is the source of this 1620-nucleotide messenger RNA. Its product is annotated as calmodulin. Bases 154 to 603 code for a protein of 149 amino acids. Lineage: Eukaryota; Metazoa; Arthropoda; Insecta; Orthoptera; Acrididae. Gene Ontology annotation, molecular function: calcium ion binding; enzyme regulator activity. The record is from RefSeq and is a predicted model, not a curated record. The transcript has 4 exons.
CUAUACUGUGUAUUAUUCAUAUUAUGAUAAAGUGUUUCUUGUCGUGGCGGAGCAAUACAUGACCGUACUGUGUACCAGGCUUCUGUGAUUCAGAGUAGCCCUUGGCGUCACGUCGUGUAGUGUGCUCGGAAGAAGGGUAGUGGGUGCUACGCAAUGGCAGAUCAGCUAACAGAGGAACAGAUUGCAGAGUUCAAAGAGGCUUUCUCCCUCUUUGAUAAAGAUGGUGAUGGGACAAUCACCACAAAAGAACUCGGAACUGUGAUGCGCUCACUUGGUCAAAAUCCAACAGAAGCAGAAUUACAAGACAUGAUAAAUGAAGUUGAUGCAGAUGGAAAUGGUACUAUUGACUUCCCUGAAUUCCUCACAAUGAUGGCAAGAAAAAUGAAAGACACAGACAGUGAAGAGGAGAUAAGAGAAGCCUUCCGCGUAUUUGACAAGGAUGGUAAUGGUUUUAUUAGUGCUGCAGAGCUAAGGCACGUUAUGACAAAUUUGGGUGAAAAGCUGACUGAUGAAGAAGUUGACGAAAUGAUAAGGGAAGCUGAUAUUGAUGGUGAUGGACAAGUUAAUUAUGAAGAAUUCGUCACAAUGAUGACAUCAAAAUGAAGUGACAGUUCAAAGUUGACAGUGGUGGAGAAGAACGCUGAAACCAAGAAUUAAUGAACCUGCAUUUCUGCUUUCCAUUUAACACUUCUUGACAACACUUCUUGACAAGAGUAACUAAAGUGGAAAGAAGCUUGAAUCAGUUCAAUGUAUCUAAGUGGUUGUAUAAAAGAAUUAAUGAAUGAAAAUUUUUGUGUGUAGUUUUCUUUCAUGUAAUGUUUUAUCCCCAAUGUGCAGUUUGCAGUUUUAUUGAUCAUAUAUUCAAAAUUGUGUGUGCAUUUCAACUGGAUUCAUGCUGUGUAGUUCUUAAGUACUUAAUGCUACUUACAGAAACUCACCUAUUUGUCUUUCCUAUAAAGGUAACAACAAAGUGUUACAGAAAUCCUUUCAUGAAUGUUGGUCAUUUGUGUAUAUUUUUAAGUACUUUUCUAAACCCAGUGCUGCAGAAAAAAGUGCUGUGGUGAAGGGGUGGUUGUUCCAGCCUCUGACAUUCCUUCAGUAGCUUGUACAGAGUGUUUUGUGAUGUCCUACACUUCUGAAAUGUAAUAUGGAGCCAAUGAUAUCAGUGUAAUGGGCAGUUUCUCGCUUCACUGGACUUCCUUCACAGCAUCACUGCCUACUUCUGCUGCACUGAAUGUAAAAGACAAAAUUGAUCUGUUCCUUCAUGUGAGGUAUUGUCUGACAGUUAUUUCAUUCCUUUCCCAGUCUGAGAUUUUUCGUAUUGUUAGUAUAAACAAUGAGUAUGUGUUAAAUCUUUAAAGCUAUAAGAAUACAUAUUUGUAAAUUGUCUUCAAUAAAGAAUUUCAUUUAUUGUGUAUCAUGUAAAACUGUUAAUAGUUAAUAUAUCUUCAUUGGAUUCUUAACCUUCAUUCCUAGCUAUCUUGCAAAUUAGUUUGAAAAAUGUCAGAAUACAACAUGCUUGGCAGGCAGAACCUAGAUUCCUUCUGUCCUAUCUCAGAGCUAAAAGUGCAAUGUGUUGUAGAGAAGUUGUACAAUAAACUAUUACUUUUUGGCUGUGAA